Cantharellus anzutake is the source of this 828-nucleotide messenger RNA. Its product is annotated as Delta2-dienoyl-CoA-isomerase. The record is from RefSeq and is a predicted model, not a curated record. Gene Ontology annotation, cellular component: mitochondrion. NCBI's taxonomy places the organism in Eukaryota, Fungi, Basidiomycota, Agaricomycetes, Cantharellales, Hydnaceae. Bases 1 to 828 code for a protein of 275 amino acids. Gene Ontology annotation, molecular function: delta(3,5)-delta(2,4)-dienoyl-CoA isomerase activity. The transcript has 9 exons.
AUGGGUGGGAAGCACAUUAAGGUAAAUUUAGGGGCAGAUGGGGUUGCAAUAGUCACUUUCUCGCGCCCUCCAGUCAAUGCUUUCAAUACGGUAAUGUGGCAGGAAAUACCCAAAGUAUUUGACAACCUCAGUCUCGAUCCUGCUGUGAGAGUCGUAGUGCUGGCUUCUACAGAACGAGCUUUCACUGGUGGAAUAGACCUGAAGGAUAUUGCGGACUUCUUUCAGGAGGGCGAUGACAGCGCCCGAAUAGCGUUGCAGUUUCGUCCCUUGAUAUUUCAAUUCCAAAAUGCCAUCAACUCCAUAGAAAAUUGUCGGGUUCCAGUAAUUGCCGCCGUUCAUGGAUUCGCCUUUGGGCUCGGCGUCGAUAUAUUAAGUGCAUGCGAUGUUCGGUAUGCUACGGAGGAUGCGACAUUUAGUGUCAAGGAAGUAGAUAUCGGGAUGGCCGCGGAUGUUGGUAGCUUAGCCCGGUUCCCCAAGACCGUUGGGAAUGACAGUUCAGCCCGUGAAAUAGCCGUCACGGCUAGAAUUUUCAGUGCUAAGGAAGCCGAGGCAAUUGGAUUCGUUUCGAAGCUUGUGCCUGGUGGGAAACGAGAGGUUCUUGAUGCUGCUUUGGUGACAGCAAAGGAGAUUGCGACCAAGUCACCGAUCGCAGUUGCAGGAACGAAGCAUGUCCUGCUGCAUUCUCGUGAUCACACUGCCCUUGAGAAUUUGGAUUACGUUGCAACUUGGAAUGCGGUGAUGUUCCAGACUGCCGAUACAACCGAAGCCAUCAAUUCAUUCCUUCAGAAGCGAAGACCACGGUUUGGCCCUUUGGCUAGCAAAUUAUAA